AGAUCCUGCAAUUCCACCCAUCAAAUGAUGGAGCAGCGUUUCUCUUCGCUGAUGAACUGAAGCAGACCCUCGAGAAGUACAUGUUCGGCAUCUGCCCGCAGACGUUCAAGAUGCAGUUGAGGAGUAAGAACACAAACAUGACUGCACCUACGUGUGACCUGGAUACUGAGCAACAGGAAUUAGCUGGCAGGUUUGCAACACUUGCGCUCCGUGCACACUCGGCGGCCCGCGCGGACUGCACGCGGUUGGGCGCGGCACUUGCCAACACGCUAGGGGAGCUUGCGCGCACCGCGGCAAAUAGAAGAUCUGUUAGUAACGCAACCGCAAACGACGCCAACAAGAAACGCAAGCUAUCGAAAAGCCAAAAGGCGAAGAUACAGGCCAAACAGAAGACUGCUUUAGCUGUUAAGAAGAAGGCCGCAGCUUUGGCUGCUGCCGCUGCUGCUAAAGUUUCUGCUUCCUAAACCACCUGUCCAGCGCCGGGGCUAGUCGAUAUAGCGCCCUGGUGCAAUAACCUGGCGCUCUCUAUUAGGCACGCGAUCAAAAUUGGAUACUAAGAGCGUUUGUAGACUACGUCCGAUUCGUAUCAGGCGUCUUUUUAUUUGGUCAAGUAUUGCUUAUUUGGCAGCAAUUGUUUUGGACGGUUGUCGGACGGACAUCGAGAUUAGACCCCCAGCUCCGGAUCCGAGAAAUGACCCUCCGAAAUGUCACAAGGAUCAUUUAUUGUACAAAUUUUCCCCAGUGUUCUGCAAUUCGGGUGCAAAGGUGCAAAUAUGAUGUUGGGACGCAAUAGACCGUAGAUUUUGCUGGCUUUUUGGAGGCGUAUCUUCUACAAGGCGACAUUUCUUUAGCAAAACUGAAAAAGAAUAUGCAGCAAGCGACGUCGGGCGACUUUUACAAAAUGCUAUAUUAGUACAUUGUGUAGUUAAGGACGGUAAAUAAGGAAUAACGAACGGAUGGCU
Molecule: messenger RNA, 962 nt
Organism: Hyposmocoma kahamanoa
Lineage: Eukaryota; Metazoa; Arthropoda; Insecta; Lepidoptera; Cosmopterigidae
Exons: 5
Coding region: 81-464 (127 amino acids)
Source: RefSeq, a predicted model, not a curated record